AUGGCUGACGAGGCAACCAAGGCAAAGCUCCGCGCCAAGUUCGAGAAGCUCGGCCCUGCUGAUUUCCAGGCCGCUGCCGGCAACAAGGACGCCCUCGCUGAGAAGGUUGCCUCUGCCUACGGUAUCUCCAAGGAGGAGGCCCUCAAGCAAGUCGAGGAGGCUUUCUCCUCUUAG
Messenger RNA from Exophiala bonariae, 174 nucleotides. RefSeq lists its product as uncharacterized. The record is from RefSeq and is a predicted model, not a curated record. Lineage: Eukaryota; Fungi; Ascomycota; Eurotiomycetes; Chaetothyriales; Herpotrichiellaceae. The transcript has a single exon. Bases 1 to 174 code for a protein of 57 amino acids.